GUUGUCUCGCCAAAACUUGAAAUUUUCGAUUAAAAAAACAGCACGUAGCACGUGGAUAUAAUAUUUAUCCAUUUAUUUUGUUUAAAAAUACUAUAAAACAAGUUUUAAAGUUGAUUUUUUUAUUUGUUGAGUUUUUGAUUUUAUAAAAUGGCCAAAUUUUGUUUGAAAAAGCCUACUAAACGUAUCGAAGCUCGUAAACGUUAUAAGAUCGAAAAGAAAGUUCGGGAACAUAAUCGAAAGCAAAAGAAAGAGGCAAAAAAGCAUCCGAAAAAAAAGCAAAAGUUAAUGCAAAUACCGAAUCAAUGUCCCUUCAAAGAAGAGAUAAUGAAGGAAGUCGAAAUCUUGAAGCAACAACGAGAGGAAGAAAAGCAAAAGCAACGUGAAUUGGCUAAAGAAAAGAAAAAGGAAAAACUCGCCAGUGGUGGUUUACAGGGAAUAGUUUCUGACGCUGAAAAGAAACAAAUUGAAUUUGAAAAUUUACUCUCCUCUAAUAGUAAAGAUAGUAGAGGUCUUGUGUUAAAGGAGGAGAACUCCUUGAAAGCUUACUAUAAGGAAUUCAAAAAAGUCCUGGAAUCUGCUGAUGUGAUUCUUGAAGUUGUUGACGCACGCGAUCCAUUAGGAACGAGAUGUAAACAAGUUGAGGAAGCAGUUCGUUCAGCGAAGGGAAAUAAAAGACUGGUGAUAGUUUUAAAUAAAGCCGAUUUAGUACCGAGGGAAAAUUUAGAUCAAUGGCUAAAAUACUUGAGAGCAAGUUUACCGGCAGUUGCUUUUAAAUCUUCCACUCAGGAUCAGGCGAAUCGUCUUGGAAGACGGAAAUUGGGAAAGAAGAAGCAAAGUAUGAUUCAAAGUGGUACUUGCUUUGGUGCUGAAUUAUUGCUCUCAUUGCUUGGAAAUUAUUGCAGAAAUAGUGGAACAGUUAAGCAUAGUAUUCAAGUUGGUGUCGUUGGCCUGCCAAAUGUUGGAAAAUCGAGUGUUAUUAAUUCUUUGAAAAGAAAUAAAGCUUGUAAUGUAGGAAAUACACCAGGAGUGACGAAGGCAAUGCAAGCGGUGCAACUGGACUCGAAAAUCAAAUUACUAGACUCUCCGGGAAUUGUAUUCAGCGCUCCCUCCAAAGAUCAAAAUGAUCAAUCCUCCAUUGCUUUGAAGAAUGCUGUGAAAAUUGAAUCAAUUAAAGAUCCGUUUACACCAGCUUCUCUUAUUUUGAAAAGAAUUUCAACUCCCCAACUUAUGGAACUUUAUGAUAUUCAUGAAUUUUCAACUCCUGAGGAAUUCUUCACGAAGAAAGCGGCUCGAAUGGGAAGAUUCAAGAGAGGAGGAGUUCCUGAUAUGUUAGCAGCGGCAAGAAGCGUCCUCACCGAUUGGAAUUCAGGAAAAAUAAGAUAUUACACGGUUCCACCUGAAGAACCAGUUUGUCAGUUAUCGGCUGAAAUUGUGACACAAAUGGCGAAGGAAUUUGACAUCAAUAGUUUUGCCGAGGAGGAGAAAAUGAUGUUGGACGGAUUUGAAACUGAAGCUGUAAAACCUGGUGCUAUUGAUCCGUUGAUUAUCGACAGUUCCGGUCCCGUUGAGGCUUCAAUGGAAGUUGACAAUCAAAAGGAAACGAAAGUAAUAGUGCCAACGAAGAAAGUGAGAAAAGAUGCAAAAGCGAUUCAGAAGAAGAAUAAUGCCACUCAGAAGAAGAAGAAAACAGAUCCCUUGUUUGAAAUCGAAGGAAAUCAGAAUUUAAAUAAAAUAAAGAAACUGCAAUUCAAGAAGGAGAAAAAGGAACGAGCAAGAAAGGAAAAAGAAGCUGUACAAUUAUCAAAUCAACUGGAUCAAAUUUCCGUAAACACUAAUGACGAUUAUGAUUUCGAUACUGACUUUAAAACUCAAUAAUUUAAAAAAAAAAAUCUUCGUGUAUAUAGUCCACGGUAUCAAAUCGCAAAUUCAGUAAAAUUACUUAUAAUUACACUCGAUUUGUAAAUAGAACAUAAAUUUUUACAAUAAAGCUUUCAUUAAGCUUUCAAGGUAA
Leptopilina heterotoma is the source of this 2011-nucleotide messenger RNA. It is a transcript of the gene Ns1, whose product is annotated as guanine nucleotide-binding protein-like 3 homolog. The record is from RefSeq and is a predicted model, not a curated record. Gene Ontology annotation, molecular function: GTP binding. The transcript is spliced from 7 exons. The coding region runs from base 148 to 1875 and encodes 575 amino acids. NCBI's taxonomy places the organism in Eukaryota, Metazoa, Arthropoda, Insecta, Hymenoptera, Figitidae. Gene Ontology annotation, cellular component: nucleolus.